Nematocida homosporus is the source of this 1797-nucleotide messenger RNA. RefSeq lists its product as uncharacterized. Gene Ontology annotation, cellular component: nucleus. Lineage: Eukaryota; Fungi; Microsporidia. Gene Ontology annotation, molecular function: nucleic acid binding; exonuclease activity. The transcript has a single exon. The record is from RefSeq and is a predicted model, not a curated record. The coding region runs from base 1 to 1797 and encodes 598 amino acids.
AUGAAUAUCUAUUUACAUUUAGAUUUAGCACAACUCAAUACUAACUCAACCCAACCCAACCUAACUCAAUACAAUCUAACCCAACUCAAUACUAACCCAAACAGAUCCCAAACAGAUCCUAAACAUACCACCAUGUCUACUUAUUUUAAAAUACACCCCCCUGCAAUGUGCCCCCAGAUUGCUAACAGCAAGAAGACUCUUAAAAAGCGAAGAAAGAAGGCACCAGUUCUCCACAUUGAUUUCAAAUCUAAUCUAGAUUUUGUCUCUCUUUUGAAUUUACAAGAUUUCAUAAACAAUACUUUAAAAUCAAAACACACCGCCCGACUAGCCAACUUAUCGCAAAUCAAAAACCCACAUUCAGUUAAUGUAUUUAUUAGUCAGUCAUCCCUACCCGAACUAGGUCCUACCCCCGCCUUUAUCUCUACCCUCAAAGAAAGACCGCCCCUUGAAGAACUUCCAUUCAUUCUCUCCACCCAACGACUCAAGACUCAACUCACCACUAUCCCCAACCUCCCAAUUCUCACACCCGACCAACUCCAGCCCUUUAUUCUCAAAGACCUAGAUGCCAUCUACUGUCCCUCCAUCGAGCCCCGCCUACAGCACAUGCUUUACCAAGAAAAGCUCGGCUUCUUCACCAAGUACGGCCAACUCCCCGACCUCCAAGCCAACCCCAUCUUCAACAUAACCCCCAAGCUAAUAAUCACCACCCCAACUACCACUUCACCCCAACCUACCACUCCAUCCCAACCUACUACUACCACUCCUCCCCAGCCCACUACUCCUACCAACACCACCACCACCCCCUACCAAACCAUUCAAGUCAAUGGCCAAACGUUCAUCCAGUAUACUAACCCAACUGCCUAUCCAAUUAUAGGCCUAGAUUGUGAAAUGAUCAUCACCGACCAAGGCAAAGAAGUAGGCGAUAUUGCCAUCGUUAAUGAACACCACCAAACCCUUUACCAUAAGAAAGUCAAACCCCAAGGACAAGUCCUUGACUACUUAACCAAGUACAGUGGCCUCCAAGCCUCCUCUUUUAUUAACCAAUGCCGGUGUUUCACUUGCCGCCCGCCUAAAUCCCGAGUUAAACGCCCUCGACCACCCCCCUGCACUAAAUCCGUCAUUACCUAUUCCGAACUUCUCCAAGACCUAAGCACUAUCAUAGGUACCACCACCAUCAUUAUCGGCCAUGCUCUUCUUCACGAUAUGACCGCCCUCAAAAUCUACCAUACCAAAUUCAUUGAUACGUCCUACUGCUACUUCAACAAGCACCACUACAAAAGCAAGCUCAAAGACAUCGCCAGCACCUAUCUCAGCCUCACUAUCCAAACCGAAGCACAUUCCCCCGCCACAGAUGCCGAUGUCUCCCUCCAAGCCCUCCAGUACCAACUUGCCCUUCUCCACCUACCAUCUACUACUACCACCCCAUCUACUACUACGACUACCAUCCCAUCUACUACUACUCAACCCAAUACUACUACUACCAUUCCAUCUACUACUACUACCACCCAACCUACCAAUACUACCAAUACAACUACUACUCAACUCAAUACUACCUACCAAGUCCUUACUCCAACUCCUCUCACUAUUCACUCCCACCACUCCUCCAGCCCCACCCUUACUCUACCCACCGGCCUUAACUUCAUCUUUGUCGCCCCCAAUGCCCCAUCCAUAACUCUUCCUCCCAACUCCCUAGCCAUCAACCUCUUUACUUCAGAUCACCCCAACCACUCAAACCACCCCGAUCACUCCAACCAACCCAACUACUACACCAUCCACAUGCACUUACCCCAACCAUAA